ACCCCCCUUCCCCACCAACACCACCAUCUUCACACCUCCAGUGAUCUCAUUUUCUCUCUCUAAUACUCCCUCUCUCUUUCUCUCUCUAAAAUUUGGACUAAAAAAGACUCUUUAACUUUAUAUUUCAAGAACUCAAAUUGUUAACAUGAAACUUACUAGAUCUUAACCAUUUAACUUAAAUAUCAAUUGGGGUCAUAGUUGUUUCUUGUAAGCUGCAUUGCUAGGGUCUACAAUGGAUCGUCGGAGUUGGCCUUGGAAGAAGAAAUCAUCAGAUAAGACAGCAAGUGAGAAACCUGCAGCAUCUCUUAUAGUGGAAUCAGCAUCUGCAUCUGCUCCUUCAAAUACAACUGAAUCUCAGGUUGAUCAGAGUAAACAGGAAAUCAAGAAACCAAAAUAUGUGCAAAUUUCUGUUGAAUCAUAUUCACAUUUGACUGGACUGGAGGAUCAAGUUAAGUCUUUCGAGGAACAAGUGAACGGCUUAGAGGAUGAAAUCAAGGAUUUAAAUGAAAAGUUGUCUGCUGCACAGUUAGAAAUGACUAAUAAGGAGAACCUGGUGAAACAACAUGCUAAAGUUGCUGAAGAAGCUGUCUCAGGUUGGGAGAAGGCUGAGUCAGAAGCCGCGACACUGAAAAAUCACUUGGAAUCGGUCACUCUUUUGAAGCUCACUGCUGAAGACCGGGCAGCACAUCUGGAUGGUGCCCUAAAGGAGUGCAUGAGGCAGAUACGAAAUUUGAAAGAAGAGCACGAACAGAAGCUGCAUGAUGUGAUUCAGAGUAAAACCAAACAGUUUGACAAAAUGAAGCACGAGUUCGAAGCAAAGUUAGCUAACUUGGACCAACAGUUACUCAGGUCCACUGCAGAAAAUUCUGCACUCUCGAGGUCUUUGCAGGAGCGCUCUAGCAUGGUGAUACAGCUCAGCGAAGAAAAAUCCCAAGCUGAAGGAGAAAUAGAGAUGUUGAAGAGCAAGAUCGAGUCAUGUGAAAAGGAAAUAAAUUCUCUGAAAUAUGAACUCCAUAUUGCUGCAAAAGAGCUAGAAAUUCGUAAUGAGGAGAAAAAUAUGAGUGUACGGUCUGCAGAAGUAGCAAACAAGCAACACCUGGAGGGAGUAAAGAAAAUCACGAAAUUGGAAGCUGAGUGUCAGAGAUUACGUGGUCUUGUCCGGAAGAAGUUGCCUGGGCCCGCAGCCUUGGCCCAAAUGAAGAUUGAGGUUGAGAGUUUGGGUCGAGAUUAUGGGGACAGCCGUGUAAAGAAGUCCCAAGCAAGGCCUUCUAGUCCACAGUUUUCCAGUUUGCCGGAUUUUUCAUUUGAUAGUGUGCAGAAGUUCCAUAAAGAGAAUGAGCAACUAACGGAACGGCUUUUGGCAAUGGAGGAGGAAACAAAGAUGUUGAAAGAAGCUUUGGCACACCGGAACAGUGAAUUGCAGACCUCGAGGAGUAUUUGCGCAAAGACGGCUAGCAAGCUUCAAAAUUUGGAAGCACAGCUGCAAGCAAAUGUUGAACAGAAAAGCCCACAAAAGUCUUUUAGCCAUGAAGCAAAUCAUCUUCCAAGAUUGGCUUCCAUGUCUGAAGAUGGAAAUGACGAUAAUGUUAGUUGUGCUAGCUCUUGGACGACAGCAUUAAUGAAGGAAAAGAACUUUGACAGUCCGCAUAAAUCUGAAAGUGCAAGUCACCUGGAUCUCAUGGAUGACUUUUUGGAGAUGGAGAAAUUAGCUUAUCAGUCCAGUGAUACAAAUGGAGCAGUUUCAAGUCCAGAUAUUCCAAAUAGUGGAAAACCCGAAACUACAAAAGUUGACAGCUCUGCAUAUUCUCAGCUGAAACAACACAACGAGACAAGUAUAUCAGGAAAUCAAGCAUCUCCCGAAGAGGAAAUAUCAUCACAGAAUCAUCAACCUCUUUCCAGUCCAUCCAUAUUCAUGAAGCUCCAAUCAAGAAUUUCAUCAGUUUUGGAGUCUUUGUCUAAGGAAGUUGACAUUCAAAGAAUUCAAGAGGAUCUCAGAGAGAUUGUGCAGGAAAUGCGCAACGCCGCCAUACCACAAUCAACCGAAUCUCAGCCUUCUCUUGAUGAUGGUGAGGCUAACUUAGAAAAGGACAUUCCUGUCUCACAGGAUAGUGGCAUUAGCAAAGAAUUAGCAGAUGCUAUGUCAAAAAUUCAUGACUUUGUGCUCUUUUUGGGCAAAGAAGCAAAGGCUAUCCAAGGAACAGCUCCUGAUGGAAGUGGAAUCAAUGAAAAAUUAGCUGAUUUUUCUGCCACUUACGUUGAAGUAAUAGCGAGCAGGUUGAGUAUGGUGAAUUUUGUCCUUGAUCUCUCUCGUGUACUGAGUAAUGCUAGCGAACUACACUUCAAUAUCCUCGGCUACAAGAAUUCUGAAACAGAAAUAAGCACUUCUGAUUGCAUAGACAAGGUUGCUUUACCAGAAAAUAAAGUUCUUCAUCACUCUGGAGAAGAGGUAUAUGCAAACGGUUGCGCUCAUUUUUCUGAUUCCACAUCCGAUCCAGACAUUCCUCAUGAAGGAAAUCUUGUUCCGACUUCAGAGUCAACAUCGACCUCGUUGAAGUGCUCGUUGGAGGAGUUUGAACAAUUGAAAUUAGAGAAAGAGAAUAUGGCACUUGAUCUUGCUAAAAACGCUGAGCACUUGGAAAGCACUAAAUCCCAAUUGGCUGAAACCGAGCAGCUUCUAGCAGAGGUUAAGUCACAAUUGGUAUCUGCUCAAAAGGCCAACAGUUUGGCUGAAACUCAGCUCAAAUGCAUGGCAGAGUCAUAUAACUCACUUGAAACUCGGACUGUGGAGUUGCAAAGUGAAGUCAACCGUCUUCAGGAAAAGAUAGAAAGUCUUGAUAAGGAGCUUCAAGACGAAAAGAAGAGUCACGAGGAAGCUUUAGCUAGAUGCACCGAUCUCGAAGAGCAACUGCAAAGGAUGGAGAGUGCUGCUCAUGAUCUUGAUGUGAAGAACAGCCAGGAGAACGAGUUAGCAGCUGCAGCAGAGAAGCUGGCUGAGUGUCAAGAAACCAUAUUUCUCCUGGGGAAGCAGUUGAACUCUUUGCGUCCUCCUCAGACAGAAUUUAUGGGGUCUCCAUACAUCGACAGAAAUUCAAAAGGCGAAGGCUUUAGGGAAGAAUCGACAACCACUAGCAUGAACUUGCAUGACAAUGAUCUAGCUGAGAUGGACACUGCUAGUUCCGUAAAAGCAACUUGCGAGUCCCCUGUGGAUAUAUAUAAUAGCGUAUCAUAUAGUCCUUCAGACACUGAAGUAAACAAUCCAUUGAGAUCACCAAUCGGCUCAAAGUCUCCGAAACACAGGCCUACUAAGUCUGGCUCUUCGUCAUCUUCUGGCCCCACGCCUGAAAAACAAUCGCGUGGUUUCAGCCGAUUCUUUUCUUCUAAGGGAAAGAACGGAUAUUAAGCGUGCAGCUUUGUGCCAAUUAAUAAAGAUUCCACAGGCACGGAAACGUUGACUUGAUUACUGUAGAUAAUUUGCUUCAUUGCAACUUUCUUGAGGUGUUUCACACUUUGGAAUCCCCUACUUUGGCCAGUUGAGGCUAAAGGUUAUACAAGAAAAUCCAUUUCUCUGGUUCAUUAGCAGCUAUGUGUUCUUAUUUUUUAUUUUGUGUAGUGAAGUUCUUGAAAUGUUUGUACACGUAGGUCCUGCUCCUUGAAAUUACACAAUGAAGAAGCCAUUUUGUAUGUUUUCUUGUAUGAGAAGAUGUUGUGUGAUUACUAUAAAAUAAUAGUUGUAUGAUAUGACUAUAUAUGAUUUAUAUACCUUGUGGAAAUGGCUUGACAGCAAA
This is a messenger RNA of Lycium ferocissimum, 3785 nucleotides long. Its product is annotated as filament-like plant protein 4. The record is from RefSeq and is a predicted model, not a curated record. Bases 233 to 3400 code for a protein of 1055 amino acids. Lineage: Eukaryota; Viridiplantae; Streptophyta; Magnoliopsida; Solanales; Solanaceae. The transcript is spliced from 6 exons.